AUGCCUCGCGUUUCUAAGAAAGCCGCCGAGGAGGCAAAGGCAAAGGCUGCCGCUGCCGCUGCCGCUGCCGCUGCCGCUACUGCGCCCGCGGUCGCUCCUGCGCCAGCACCUGUCAUCGCACAAGCCCCUUCGGCUCCCAUCCAGCAAGUGCCUUCGCAUCCGCAGCAAAUGGGCAUCCCCCAGGGGACCCUUGGCCUCCACCCUACUCCUGUCCGACACAUUGAUCCCGAGGGUUUCAUUCGAGUCCGCGACUCGGUUCAUCAUCGCCUGCUCACCAUCUUGGAGCUCAUCAAAUCUUUCUCCGUCGACUAUUAUCGCCAGACUAACUUGCUCCUUGGAGAAGCCUCAACUGAAAUCCCUGGCAUCGACGUACCCCUGGGCAACCUCGAGCAUGCGGUCCAGAACAUCGCGGCCAUCCCAGGGUUGAUGCAAAGUGCUGCGGAGUACGGUCCGCCCGCUGAGGAGAAGAAGGAGCGGAAGAAGCGCACACAUGACCCCAAUGCGCCCAAGCGGCCUUUGACGCCCUAUUUCCUGUACAUGCAGACGGCCCGUCCUAUCAUUGGCAACGACCUCGGACCUGAUGCACCCAAGGGCGCCGUCCAGGAGGAAGGCCAGCGGCGCUGGAAGGCCAUGGGCCAGGCUGAGAAGAAUGGUUGGAACAACGCCUACCAGUACAAUCUUCGGCUCUACCAGGCCCGCGUUCACUCCUACAAGCACGGCAACCCGGAUGCCAAGCUCAUGACUGAUGAAGAGGCUCUUCAGUACGCCGACGCUAAUGAGAUUCCUCUCCCCCACCUUGAGGAUGACACGGUUCCCGACGAGGAAGACGCGAUCGCCGAACAGCUCCGGCAAGCCACGCCGGGUACCGAGGCGGAAGAGGUUGAAGAAGAAGAGGUGGAGGAGCCGCCCGCUCCUACCAAGACCCCCAAGAAGGCCAGCCGAAAGCGCAAGUCGGAGGCGGCCGAGUCGGAGCCUGCCAAGUCGACCCCUGCCGCGGCUGUGGCUUCUGCUGUUGCUACCCCCGAUACGAAGAAGCGACGCCGUACCAGCAAGGCUAUUGAAGCCGAGAGCACCAGGGAGGAGCCGGUCAAGAAGAGCCGAGCCAAGAAGGCCAAGAACUGA
Sodiomyces alkalinus F11 is the source of this 1122-nucleotide messenger RNA. RefSeq lists its product as hypothetical. Lineage: Eukaryota; Fungi; Ascomycota; Sordariomycetes; Glomerellales; Plectosphaerellaceae. The record is from RefSeq and is a predicted model, not a curated record. The transcript has 3 exons. Bases 1 to 1122 code for a protein of 373 amino acids.